AUGGAACUCACUUCCUCUUUCAUACUCUCCCGCAAUUACUCUUUCUCAUCCUCCCUCUCCCCAUUCCAAACCAACAACCCCAAAGUACCCCUCAUCACUACCACCACCACCACCGGCAGUCCCCAUUCCCUCCGCAUUAUCGCCGUUGCCAACGCCGUAAAUGACCCGCCCCCACAGAAUCCGCAACCUCUUCCUGAAAACAGCCCCCAGCGGCUCCUGAAGGAGCUCGCGGAGCGCAGGAAGAUAACAUCCCCAAAGAAAAAAUCUCCGCCAAGAAGGUUCAUCCUGCGUCCCCCACUAGACGACAAAAAACUCGCAGAGAGAUUCCUCAACAGCCCCCAACUAACUCUCAAAUCAUUCCCCUUACUCAGCUCCUGCCUCCCUUCCAGGCGCCUCAACGCCGCCGACAACACGUGGAUCGACGACUGCCUUCUAGAAGCCAAGCAAGCCUUGGGGUAUCCUCUAGAACCUUCAUCUUCAUUGGAUGACGAUAACCCCGCGAAGCAGCUCGACACUCUGCUGUACCUUGCGUUUCAGCACCAGGGGUUCGAGAGGUCCCGUGCGAGGCACGUGAGGUGCGGGCACUCGAGGCUGUUCUUUCUUGGGCAGUACGUGCUGGAGCUUGCCUUUGCCGAGUUUUUUCUUCAGAGGUAUCCGAGGGAGGGGCCGGGUCCGAUGCGGGAGAGGGUGUUUGGCUUGAUUGGGAAGUCCAUGAUGCCGCGGUGGAUUAAGGAGGCGAGUUUGCACAAUUUGGUGUUCCCUUUUGAUAAUAUGGAUAAGCUUGUUAGGAAGGAAAGAGAGCCACCCGUCAAGUAA
Molecule: messenger RNA, 816 nt
Organism: Arachis duranensis
Lineage: Eukaryota; Viridiplantae; Streptophyta; Magnoliopsida; Fabales; Fabaceae
Product: ribonuclease III domain-containing protein RNC1, chloroplastic-like
Exons: 1
Coding region: 1-816 (271 amino acids)
Biological process (GO): regulation of gene expression; rRNA processing
Cellular component (GO): nucleus
Molecular function (GO): double-stranded RNA binding; ribonuclease III activity
Source: RefSeq, a predicted model, not a curated record